This is a messenger RNA of Australozyma saopauloensis, 825 nucleotides long. RefSeq lists its product as uncharacterized. The transcript has a single exon. NCBI's taxonomy places the organism in Eukaryota, Fungi, Ascomycota, Pichiomycetes, Serinales, Metschnikowiaceae. The record is from RefSeq and is a predicted model, not a curated record. The coding region runs from base 1 to 825 and encodes 274 amino acids.
AUGUCCAUUUCUAAGUUGGUUGAGGAAUUCUGUCAAAACUCCGAUCAUGACUCACUUGCUGUGCCAAUAUUUCGAGUCAGGCUUGCACUUGAUCAUAUUCAACAUAUUUUUGAACGGUUGACUCAUAUUAUGAGGUCAGAGAACAGAUUACUCGAACCCAAAUCGAAUCGGUAUCACGCAAAUUAUCAAGUGAGACAAGUUCCAACAACGAGUGUCCAGUUUUUGCGGUUGGAACAAGAUCUAUACACAUCGGUGGAUGCUGCUCAAAAUGUCAGAAAAACAAUGAAAUUCCUUAACUACGAUGUGAAAUCAGCAGCUUAUCAUUCAAAGCAAAUAGAACGUCUUCAAAAGGUCAUGAAUCAAAAUUGGAGACAAGAAAAUGAUUAUUUAGAAUCGGAAAUGGUUGUAUUCUCAAAUUUCACACGUCUCAUCCUCCAAGACAAAAGAAUUGUUGAUGAAAUGGAAAAUAAAGUAAAGGAGCUCGAAAUAGAAUUUAAAAAACUGUUCGAACUGUUAGAGCCACGGAUAUGGCAGAUGGCAAAUGAGGAUAAGGAAUGUGAUGUUGAUGAUAUUAUUCAGAAUUCAAGAAUGCAAUACAAUACAUUAGUUGCAAAAUCGAAGACUGUUAUGAUACUCACAGAGAGAAUCCAAUCUCUUUUUGGAGCUGCAAUGCGGCUCAAAGUCGUGAAGCUCAUGGAGCCACAAAUUAAGAAAAGCGAAGGUUAUGACUUUUUAAAUGCUCUGCCAGUAAUGCUGGAGAAACAACAAAGAUGUAGAAUCCUGACAUCGCCUUUGCCAAGGUAUACAUAUCGGAGCACUAUCUAA